This is a messenger RNA of Cynara cardunculus var. scolymus (artichoke), 2130 nucleotides long. RefSeq names its product increased DNA methylation 1-like. The record is from RefSeq and is a predicted model, not a curated record. The coding region runs from base 1 to 2130 and encodes 709 amino acids. Gene Ontology annotation, biological process: negative regulation of DNA-templated transcription. Gene Ontology annotation, molecular function: transcription corepressor activity; acyltransferase activity, transferring groups other than amino-acyl groups. NCBI's taxonomy places the organism in Eukaryota, Viridiplantae, Streptophyta, Magnoliopsida, Asterales, Asteraceae. The transcript has a single exon.
AUGGGUUCAUAUCGAAUAUUCACUUAUAUCUCCUUCAUAAACCCUAACAGUGGCAAUCCAUUGAACCCUAAUCGUCUCCUAGAACCAUGCUUUAUCCCAACCCUCCACCCUGCUUUCAAUCUUUCAAUGGAGUUCGUUGAGUAUGAGCCAGAAUACAUCCCAGAAGCCGUAAUGAAUUACUAUUCAUGUGGCGUUCAAGUAGGCAGAAGCAAAACUAACAAAGAUUUGAUAUUGAAAGCCAAAAAGCAUCUCUCUGCAAUUGGUUGGUCUUUCUUCUACAUCUGUAAGAAACCCGGCCGUCGAGAACUCCGGUACCGUUCUCCGGCGGGUAAAACUUAUUGUUCUCUUCGAUCAGCAUGUCAAGAUCACAUUGACCACCAUCAAGAUGAUCAUGAUCUUGAUUCGUGUUGUUCCAAGACUGAAAGCUUUACGGAAAAGAAAACGAAAUUAGAGAAGAACGAUGAGUUCUUGAGAACGAGUCGGCCCCAGAAAAGGAUUCAAAUUGAAGAUGAUCAUGAUCUUGAUUUGGGUUGUUCCAAGACUGAAAUCUUUACGGAAAAGAAAACCAAAGUAGAGAAACACGACGAUUUGAGUAACAGUCUGCCCCAGAAAAGGAUUCGAAUUCGAGAUGAUCAUGAUCUUGGAUCAGGUAGUUCCCAGAUUGAAAUAUUUACGGAGCAGAAAACUCAUCGGCCCCGGAAAAGGAUUCGAAUUCAAGAUGUGGAAGCCUCUUAUUUCGAUCGAAAAAGAGAAGAAUCUGGUGUGGAUAGUAAUGACGAUGUGGGUAUCGUCGAAGAUGACAAAAGUGCUGGUUUUCUGAGUGAUCGGCCUGGAAAAAAGAUUAAGCGAUUGAUGGAAUAUUCCGGCAAGAAAAAGAAUGAGUUUAAGCCCAAGAAACAGAUACGAAAGAUGGCAGAUUUGUCUACUCGCAGGAGGUGCGUACUUUCGAUGCUAAUCGAACGUAAGAUCGUGUUCCAGGGUUCGAAAGUGGCGUAUCGUAGCAGAAAAGACGGUCGAGUGAUGGCGGAAGGGCGAGCUUACGAAGAUGGUAUUCAGUGUGAUUGUUGUGGUGAGUUCUUUUUGCUAAGUAAAUUCGAAGCUCAUGCUGGAAGUACAUAUCGUAGACCAGCAGCCAACAUAUUUUUAGACGAUGGAAGGUCUCUUCUCGAUUGCCAAACUCAGUUAACACACGAAAACGAACCAAAAUCAACAAAAUCGUGUGAUCGUGAGACCGGCCAAGAUGAUUUCUGCUCGUUCUGCAACGAUGGUGGCGAAUUGUUGUUAUGCGAUUCAUGUACAUCUUCUUUCCACGCAUCUUGCAUUGGAUUGAAUGGAGUUCCUGAUUCAGAUUACUGGUUUUGCCCUUCUUGUUGUUGUCAGAUUUGUCUUGAAGAUCAGAUUAGUUUAUUCACUAAUGAAGAUAGCCAGAUUAAGUGUAAACAAUGCGCGCACUACUUCCAUACUGAUUGCCUGAGAAAAAAAGGGGUUUUGGUCACUUCUGAUACUGUUAACUGGUUCUGUUCGGAGAAAUGUGAACGGAUAUUUUCCGGCCUAAUAGGGAUCGCCGGAAAAUCGAUUUCGUCAACUGUGGCUAACCUGAGUUGGAGCUUACUGAAGCUUGAUAACGAUGAACACGACAAGAAUUUAUGUACAGAAACUUACAGCAAACUGAACGUUGCGUUAAACGUGAUGCAUGAAUGUUUCAAACCCUUGAAACAUCCGAGGUCCGAUGGUGAUGUGGUCGAACAUGUCAUCUUUAGUAGAUCUUCAGAAAGGUCGAAUUUUAAUGGGUUUUUUACGGCGGUACUGGAGAGAGAUGAAGAGAUGAUUACGGUGGUUGCAGUGCGGGUUCACGGUUGUAAAGCGGCAGAGAUUCCACUUGUUGCCACAAGAUUCCGGUACCGGAAAAUGGGGAUGUGCCGGAUUUUGAUGGAUGAGAUCGAAAGGAUAAUGAAAGAGUUGGGAGUGGAGAGGCUUGUUUUGCCGGCGGUUCCCGAAAUGGUGAGGACUUGGAAGGAAUCGUUUGGGUUCAAAGUGAUGGAUGAAAUGGAACGAUUAAAACUCAUUGAUUGCAAGUUUCUUGAUUUUCCGGGAACGAUAAAAUGUCAAAAAAUCCUCGAGAAAAUGUGA